Bradysia coprophila is the source of this 1739-nucleotide messenger RNA. Its product is annotated as solute carrier family 60 member 1-like. Gene Ontology annotation, biological process: transmembrane transport. NCBI's taxonomy places the organism in Eukaryota, Metazoa, Arthropoda, Insecta, Diptera, Sciaridae. Gene Ontology annotation, molecular function: D-glucose transmembrane transporter activity. The record is from RefSeq and is a predicted model, not a curated record.
CUUAAUAAAAUGCAUUUAAUGCAUUGUUGUCGAGAUUGUUAUCAGCUAAAUUUACUAGAGUAAUAGCUGUUCAAGGUGUAAGUGAUAGCACAAGUAGAAUUACAAAAGUACAGUGCGAACCAAUAAAUUCCUCCAAAAAAUGGCUGGAGACGUUAAAUAUGAGAAACGACAGAAUCCACAAAAGGCUCUGUCCAAACGAGUAAUGCAUCUGACCACAUCAGCAAUACUGCUGUGCAACAUUUCCUUUGGAUGCUCUAUCAAUGCAUUUGCACCAGCCUUGGAUAAUUUGGCAUCGAGAUAUAAAACGACAAUCGAGGACAUUGCGUUUGUGUUUACUCUAGUAACAAUCUCGUAUUGCAUCGGCUCGAUUAUAUGUGGCUUCCUGUCGAAGUACGUCAAUCGUCAGUUGAUCGUCAUAAUCAGUUUGUUGGCAAUGGCAUUGUCAAUGUUUAUGACCCCAUACUGUCCAACUAAACUGCUGUUUUUCGGUUGCGGUGGACUGUUUGGCUUUUCUAGUGGAUUUUAUGGCUCAUCUCAAAUCAUUUGGAUAAUCGAAAUCUGGCAACAAAACGCUGGUCCAUUCAUUCAAGCUCAACAUUUUUGCUUUUCUUUAGGCACCAUUAUUCCAUCCGUGGUUUUAGCUCCGUUCCUUGACAAAGAUGAACACAGUCAUGCGAAUGCUACUGAGACAGCGCUUCCAGAACAGUCAACGAUUCACACUCCAUUUUUGAUCAUAGGAACGUUCAAUUCGUUAGCACUUCUCUACCAGUUGUUUCUGUUCAUCUUCUACAGAUACCACACCCCUCCCAUGUAUGUUGAUGAGAAAUUCGAACCGCUUGCUUGUGCCGAAGAUAAUCCACCUCCUACAGAAACUGACGUCAGUGGAAACGUUCCAUUGGAGGAAUCAGCACAAAGCCACGGUAAUGUAAAGUGCGGAGUCAGCAGCAGAAAGAUUCAAUUGAUUGCGUUUGCUAUGCUAUUUGUUGGCGCCUAUCAGGCUAUGGAAAUAUCAACCAUGCAAUUCCUUCCCAUUUUCGGUCAGUACAGCGAUCUGAAACUGUCCGAAUCGGAUGCUGCCCACGUACUCAGUGGACUGAUGGCUAUGUUUGCCACUGGCAGGCUAGUCGGAAUAAUUAUCAUUUUCAAAGUGCGACCGGAGUUUAUUGUAGUCGUCAAUCUCAUCUUAAUCGCCGCGGGAAAUACGAUUUUGUCGGUAUGGGCGAGUGAUAGUGUGUCCAUGUUCUGGAUUGGAAGCAUGAUCUUGGGAGCCGGAUUCUCGACAAUGUUUCCGAGUUUUUUCACAUUCAUCGAAAAGCAUCUGAUCAUUUCGGGCAUCUUUGCUUCGUGCAUAAUGGUAGUUGGCACAACCACAUCAUCCAUGUAUCCGAUUAUACUCGGGAAGGUUAUAGAGCAUCAAGCUGUUGUGUUGACGUACACGAAUUUUGCAAGUAUAAGUGUUUGCGUCAUAGUCAUGUUUUGGGGCUACUACUUGACGCAAACGACAGUCGCUCGGGAAUGAUAGUCUUCCCAAGUAUAUGCAACAAAAUUCAACUGUUGGUUGCCAAUGGAAGGAAAUAGUAAGCCAAUAGACGCCAAUGGAAGUAGGAGGGACCGAGUUUGCUCUCAUAGUUUCCACCUCGAAAAAAUUCGGCCGAAAAUUUUAACAACUCCUUCAGGCGACAUGACAUUAAAUUUGAAUCUAUUAUUUAAUAAACUGCACCGUUAUUGAUCUACUAAAA